AGAAUUCGAAUUCACUGAUGCAAUCAUCUGAUGCCAGAUUUGUUACCCAUUUUUUUUCUAAUCAAUCAGAUUGAUUAGUUUAUUUGAACAGAAAAAUUAAUCAUGUCAACAAGUAUAGAUCAAUCGAUGGCAAUAAUGGAAAUUGUUCAAUCGAUCAAUCAGGCCAUUACUUCAAAUAAUUUAGCGCAGUUUAAAGAAAUCAUUGAACCAUAUGGCAAUGAUAUUAAUCAAUAUAUUAUCGAAGAUGAUGAAUCGGAUACACAAAUGAAUAUAUUGCAUAUAAUAGCAUCACGUGAAAAUUCAAUAGAUGUUGAUAUUCGAUCGAAUAUAUUUCAUAAAUUUAUCGAUAUUAUGCGUGGUUAUGAUCAUUUUGAUAUCGAUUAUCGUGCAUCGAUUGAUGGUCAAUAUAAUAUGACAGCUGCACAUAUUGCUAUUCAAUGGCAAAAUAUAUCGAUGCUUAAAGCAUUAAUUUUUCAUGGAACAGAUCUUUUAAUUUGUGAUUGUAAUGGACAAAAUGUACAGGACUAUGCCCGGAAUGUUGGAAAUGAUCAAUUGUUUCAAUUGGUUAAACAAUCUAUUUAUGAAUCGAUUGAAUCACGUUUAGAAUUUUCACGUCCAAAUCCAUAUAAUCAUUAUGAUCAUAAUGAAAAUGAAAAUGAUUAUUAUUAUGCUGUACGUCGACCUGUUGCACAAGAUAAUGUUGAUGAUUAUAAUUAUCAAAUUGAUAAUGAUGAUGAUGAUGUUAAUAGUUCUUUAGCUCAUCAAUCAUCAUCAUCGGCAAUAUCAAGUAUGGACUAUCCAAAAUCUCCAUCAAUUGGUCGACAAAGUUCGGCAAAUCUUUCAUCAAUUUCACUCAAUCAAUUGCCAGUUGAUCGUUUCAAUUCGAAUAUAUCGAUUGCAACAUUACCAUCGGAAGCAAAUUCCACAUCAUCAUCAUCGUUUCGUAGUUUUCAAGAACUAUUAAAUCAAGCAUUCUAUCAUCAUCAUCAUCAUCAUUCAUCACAACAAAUUGUGGCCACUACCAAUAAUGAUUCGAAUAUCAACAAGAAUGAUGAUAAUCAUCGUAAAGAUGAAUCAACAAUGGUCAAUGAUAAAGAUAAAAAAUCUAUUAUCAAUAAUAGUUUCGAAACCGUUACUGUAUGGAAAGAUGAUGAUUUACCCGAAGAAAUUAAUCGUUGGUCAAAAGAUGAAAUUACAAGUCGUACAAGAUUAUUGGAUAAUGAAAUAAAAAUAAUGAAAAGUGAAUUGAUGCGUGUUAAUCAUGAAUUAAAUUCACAGAAAGAAAAAAUUCGUGAAAAUACUGAAAAAAUUAAAGUAAAUAAAACAUUACCAUAUUUGGUAUCGAAUGUUAUCGAAUUAUUGGAUAUUGAUCCACAAGAUUUAGGUGAAGAAGAUGGUGCAAAUGUUGAUUUGGAUGCACAACGUAAAGGUAAAUCGGCUGUAAUUAAAACAUCCACUCGACAAACCUAUUUUCUACCGGUAAUCGGUUUGGUUGAUCCGGAAAAACUUAAACCAGGCGAUCUAGUUGGUGUUAAUAAAGAUUCAUAUCUAAUUUUGGAAACAUUACCCGCCGAAUAUGAUUCACGUGUAAAAGCAAUGGAAGUUGAUGAACGUCCAACUGAACAAUAUAAUGAUAUUGGUGGCCUAGAAAAACAGAUUACCGAAUUAAUCGAAGCAGUUGUAUUGCCAAUGACACAGAAAGAAAAAUUUGAAAAAUUAGGUAUAUCACCACCAAAAGGUGUAUUAUUAUAUGGUCCACCAGGAACCGGUAAAACAUUAUUGGCUCGUGCAUGUGCUGCACAAACAAAAUCAACAUUUUUAAAAUUAGCUGGUCCACAACUUGUACAGAUGUUUAUCGGUGAUGGAGCGAAAUUAGUACGUGAUGCAUUUGCAUUGGCCAAAGAAAAAGCACCGGCAAUCAUAUUUAUCGAUGAAUUGGAUGCAAUCGGUACUAAACGUUUUGAUAGUGAAAAAGCUGGUGAUCGUGAAGUACAACGUACAAUGUUAGAAUUAUUAAAUCAAUUGGAUGGUUUUAGUUCAAGUACGGAUAUAAAAGUUAUUGCUGCAACAAAUCGUGUUGAUAUACUUGAUCCGGCAUUAUUACGUUCCGGACGUUUAGAUCGUAAAAUUGAAUUUCCAACACCAAAUGAACAGGCACGUGCACGUAUUUUGGAAAUACAUUCACGUCGUAUGAAUGUUGAUCAAGGUGUUAAUUUUGAUGAAUUAUCACGUUGUACUGAUGAUUUUAAUGGUGCACAAUGUAAAGCUGUUUGUGUUGAAGCCGGUAUGAUUGCAUUACGACGUAAUGCAACCGUUAUUAAUCAUGAAGAUUUUAUGGAUGCAAUUAAUGAAGUUGCAGCAAAGAAAAAAGCUAAUCUUAAUUAUUAUGCCUAAAAAUGAAUGAAUGAUGGAUUUUUGUAAAUUUUUUUUAAAAUUGUCAAGAAAUUAAAAUUUUUUUUUUUAAACUGAA
Messenger RNA from Dermatophagoides pteronyssinus (European house dust mite), 2470 nucleotides. RefSeq lists its product as uncharacterized. Gene Ontology annotation, molecular function: DNA endonuclease activity. Gene Ontology annotation, cellular component: nucleoplasm; cytoplasm. Gene Ontology annotation, biological process: resolution of meiotic recombination intermediates; double-strand break repair via homologous recombination. The record is from RefSeq and is a predicted model, not a curated record. NCBI's taxonomy places the organism in Eukaryota, Metazoa, Arthropoda, Arachnida, Sarcoptiformes, Pyroglyphidae.